This is a messenger RNA of Abrus precatorius (Indian licorice), 1262 nucleotides long. RefSeq lists its product as uncharacterized. The coding region runs from base 401 to 1216 and encodes 271 amino acids. Lineage: Eukaryota; Viridiplantae; Streptophyta; Magnoliopsida; Fabales; Fabaceae. The record is from RefSeq and is a predicted model, not a curated record. The transcript has 3 exons.
AAGAGACCAUUCUACAACCUCGUUUCUCAGGCGUGGCUCAAGCUUCGCUUCCUUUCUCUCUCUUCCACUUCUCUUUCUUUUCAACACUGAACUUGUGUUUCUCGUUUUGCCACACCCAUUUUCUUCAAAGCCAAAGCCUACCCAAUACCCAUCUCUUCUAUGACCCUUUCUCUUCCUCUGAAGCGUCAAGGUUUAUCUGACUCUGUCGUUUGUUUCGUCCAACAACUCACCUAAAGUUUCAUUUUUUAAUCUCUUUUCUUUACAUUUUUUGGAUAGAUUGAGCAUCUUUCGGGGUUCUACCGCUCACAGGCAAGAACUGGGGUCAUAGGAGUUUUAGUUAUAUAAUAAUUUAGAGAGAUUAGUUUGGGAUCCGCUUGCAAAGUUGCCAUCUUUGUGGUGAAUGAUGUCUCAGCAACAAAACCUACCUACGGUUUCACAAUCUCUGCAGCAGCAAACGGGUUCUGAAGCUGAUGUUAAACCCUUCUCAAUAAGGCAGUAUGUUCUUGCAUCUCGUCACAGAAGUAUAUUUCAUAGCUGGCCAUUUCAUGAGAAGUAUUUGCAAAUGUGUCUCAAGCAUGGUCUCAGGGAUGUGUUGCCACCAUUAGGACGCCAAACUUCACUUCCUGAACCACUUAAAGGUUGUUCGAACUUGAUGGACUCUCGAAAUGAUAGUAAAGAAGCUGAUUUUUGCAAACCUGAAGUGCCACAUAUCAUUGAUGAUCACAAACGAAAUAUAAAAAAUGAGUGUGAUUACAAAGUCACCAACCACAUCACUUCAUCACAUGAAGAGGGAAAUCAACAUAGCUGCAAUGUUUCUGCCAAUUUAUCUCAACCAACAGAUACAUAUUCAACUCAUGUUCAUAAGAGCACUCCACUAUUCCCAUCAUGCAAGGCAGUGAAAGAUAAACGUAGAAGACGUAAAGGGAGGUGUAAGAAAAGGUCUAUGGUGGAUAUUUUAGCUGUGGCUCGGCACUGUACUUUAGAGGAGAUCUAUAGGAUGAACAAGUUUUGUUAUGCUGAAACUGUGGUUGACGGGUAUCAACAAACGGUGCCUUCUCAAAAUUUUUCCAAGUCUGAGCUAGCAGGUGAGGAUUCAUAUAAAAAUGGUGGAAGUGAAGAUCAUGGUGUAGCUAAUGUUGAUAUGGCAGGAAAGGGACCAUUGCUUCUUAAGUUCAAGCUCAAUGGAUGUAAUGUAAAUCGGAUUUGUGAAACAUAAAUUGGCUCCCUUUAGUACCAUGUGAAUCAUUAAAUUUUAUUCUGUU